Nicotiana attenuata is the source of this 1154-nucleotide messenger RNA. RefSeq names its product REF/SRPP-like protein At1g67360. The transcript has 3 exons. The record is from RefSeq and is a predicted model, not a curated record. NCBI's taxonomy places the organism in Eukaryota, Viridiplantae, Streptophyta, Magnoliopsida, Solanales, Solanaceae. The coding region runs from base 181 to 873 and encodes 230 amino acids.
UCGACUAAGGAAUCUCUCGUGACCCCAUACCCUACGACACGUGACUCUUUCACAGCCCUUAGAUUAUAAGCUAUAUAUUCCCGCAUCUUCCUUUAUAUUACCCAACAACCUUCUCAUUUUGCAACAUCAAUAGCUGAAGCAGAUCAAAGUUCCUGACAAGCUGAUCGAGAACGCAAAAAUAUGGCUACCAACAAGGUUGAGAUGGAGAAAAGUGAGGGGAAUUUGAAACAUCUAGGGUUUGUAAGGGUGUUGGCUAUAAACACUGCGGUUUUGGUGUCAAAUCUGUAUGAAUACGCGAAGCAGAACUCGGGGCCUCUGAGAUCGACUGUGGGUACUGUAGAGAACGCGGUAACUACCGUGGUAAGGCCUGUUUACGAGAGGCUUAAAGGUGUUCCUGAUGAAGUCCUUGUUUUCCUAGACCAGAAGGUUGACGAUGGAGCAGCAAAAUUUGAUGAGCAUGCUCCUCCCUUGGCCAAGAAGGUUGUCAGCAAAGCCCAUUCCGUGUUUCAGAAGGCAUCAGAAGUAGCACAAGACUUGUUCAAAGAAGUACAAGUUGCAGGUCCUCGUGCAGCUAUUAAUCAUGCUGGUGCAUUGUCCAAGCAAUUGGCUACUAGUCAAGUGGCAGUAGUCUGGUAUCAUAUAAAUCAUUGUGCACCGUUGCAUGGAAUUGCACAGAUGGCCGCUCCUACUGCUGCUCACUGGUCAGAGAAGUAUAAUCAACUAGUCGCUGACUUGAAGAAGAAAGGUUAUAUUGUUGUCAGCUACAUUCCUUUGAUACCAGUUGAAGAAAUCUCAAAGGCAUAUAAACAGGUUGAGUCUGCUGCGGAUGAGAAAGACGAUGCUCCUAAUUCCAGUUCAAGUAAAUCCGAAUGAGACUUGGAAUGAUUAUCUUAGUAUAUCUGUUUACCCAAUGUUUUGUUGUGCUUGUAAGACUUAGUUUGGGUGAGAUUGGGAAGUUUGGGGGUAUCCAUUGUAUAGAUCGCUCGAUACCACUUCUGUAGCAUCUUACAUGUUAAGGUUUUGUGCUUUGUAUAAUUCUGAAUGAUUUUGUUGAUGCUGUAAUGGCGUGCGUGCCUAUGCAAUGUCCUGUCCAUGCAUAAUGAAGUUUGAAUUCUGCUAGUUCAUUUGGGUAUUCACGUUAUUAUUUUGAUUUA